Messenger RNA from Lotus japonicus, 1700 nucleotides. RefSeq names its product protein FANTASTIC FOUR 1-like. The record is from RefSeq and is a predicted model, not a curated record. The transcript has a single exon. Bases 541 to 1533 code for a protein of 330 amino acids. Lineage: Eukaryota; Viridiplantae; Streptophyta; Magnoliopsida; Fabales; Fabaceae.
AUAACUUUCAAUUGCUACCGAAUUCACACUAAAAAACCAACGUUAAUUUGUACCACCACUUUCCUUGUGUUAGGGAAUAGGGACCCUCUCCCCACUACAAAAAAAAAAAGAAAAGAAGAAGGAACUUUACCGUUGCCAACUAUAUAUAUAGACCCACCAUUUUCACUCCUCAUUCAUGUUCACUCCUCUCUUCUCUACCUCCUUAACUCCUCUUCUCUUCUCUCUUUCCCAAUCAACCUAACCUUCAAUUUGAUCCGAAAACCAAUCACCAAACUAUGCCUUCCACUUAAUUCCCUCCCCUUUUCACCACAACUCCCAAACUUUCUCUCAACUCAGCAUGUUUAACUGAACUCCUCUGUUUUUCCCCUGCUUCCCUGCCUCUGUUUUUGACAUUUUACUCUGUUUUCCCCCUGCCUCAUUUCCCCUGUUUUUGGCAUUUUGUAUUGUGCUCAACACAAAUUGUUUAACUGAGCUCCUCUGUUUCUCCCCUGCCUCUCUUCCCCUGUUUUUAUCGACAUUUUCCAUUGUGGACAACACAAAAUGUCUUCAUCAAGCUUGUGCCAAGGCCUGCAAUCUUGUCUCGAGCCACGAGUGAUCGAACCACGUGUGCUGAGGCUCAAAUUGACUCCACCCUCCACCACCACCACCACCACCAACAACAAGGCUUCAUCUUCAUCCACCUCAGUCCAAGAAAACCCCCUCACCAACCAUGAAUGUGAUGACAAAAAGGACACAAACACAGUAGAAAACAUGGACGAACGUGGCUGGAGUUUCCUUCAAGCUCUCACAAAACCCACUUCUUCUAAUUGUAACAAAGAAGAGGAUGACAAAGUCUAUGUCCACCCCACUGUGAAGCGUUCCUCUUCAUUGCUCAGUGAAAAGAGCUUAGAAAUGUGCACUGAAAGCCUUGGAAGCGAGACUGGUAGCAAUGCUGGUGAAAGCUGCGAUGACAUUUCUCUGUUCUCACUGGAAAAUAACAUCACUACUACAACUACUACUACUACUACUACUAAUGGAACUGACUCAAAUUGGGUAUCUAGAAGAGUGAACAAGGCUUGCAACUUUCCACCACCACUGACUUCAAUCACUGAUUUUGGUGGGGUUCGUGUGAGGCCUCAUCGUGAAGGUGGUAGGCUCAUUUUGGAAGCUGUUGCUUCACCUUCACCACGCCCUUGUUUUCAUGCAGAGCGUGGUGAUGGCAGGCUCAGGCUGCACCUUUUUGAGGAGGAAGGUCUUUCUGAUGAUGGUGAUGAUGAUGAAGUUGUUGAUGAGGAAGAAGAAGUUGUUGAGGAAUGGAGUGAUGAUGAUGAUAUUAAUGAUGAUGAAAGUGAUGAUGAAGUGGAAGAAGAAAGUGAAACUGAAAUUGAAACAGAGAAGGAAGAAGAAGAAGAAGAAGAGUGUGGUGUUGAGAACGUGGAGGAUGAGAUGGGAGUGAAAAAGUUCAACAGACCAAGCAGGUGCAAGGAAAGUGGGAAUAGAGACAUUUUUGGUGAUGGCUACUUUGAGCUUCCCUCUCUGUCUCUCUGUCUCUGAGUAGAAUUUGUUUUUCUACUAUUAUAUGUCUCUCUCUCUAUGUUGUUUUCAUUUUUCUUUUAGUAUUUUAACCCUUAUGAUUGGAAGAUCAGUGCUUGAAAACUACUCAAUGUACUAAUGUGAGUUAGUUAUUAUAGUUAUCAGUUAUGUUGGACUUCGUCCUUCUA